This is a messenger RNA of Peniophora sp. CBMAI 1063, 2199 nucleotides long. NCBI's taxonomy places the organism in Eukaryota, Fungi, Basidiomycota, Agaricomycetes, Russulales, Peniophoraceae. The record is from the annotation of a GenBank genome assembly.
AUGCCCCUCUUCAGCGGCGAACCGAAAGGCAACGGCUUUCGCAAUGGCGGCGCGGCGCUGCCGAAAUACAACUCUGCGGUGCAGGAAAAGCUGCACCGGUCGGGCCGCUCGCAGUCGUGGACGGUCCCGCUCUCGAUUCCCAUACCGGGCGUGCAGCACAGGCGGCUACGGAUACCGGCCCCGAACCUGGCCCGGAUGCACCACGCAGCGACGACGCGGUUCGGGAGGAGACGCGGCCUGCUCGUCCUCCUCCUCGCCGCGCUCUCCAUCGCCACCGUCUUUGUCAAGCUCACAAGGAGCAUCGGCAAGGCGACGACAGAGAACUGGCCGAUAGACAUUGGCAUGCGCGACCCUCCCACCCUCGUCUACGAACGCGAAGACCUCCAAAAGAUCUGGCUCUGGGAGAUCGCGAGCGGUCACUACCCGAGCAACCGCGAGAUACCCCAUUUGAUGAACUUUACGACCCGACCACUUAAUCCCGCGCUGCCGGCAAAGAACGCGCCCAUCAUCCUCCAACCAAAGAUCCCCAGCGAGACCGGCGUGCGCACAGCCGGACACGGCCCCAAACGCGUCUAUCUCGACAUACAGGCCAAACCCCCAAAUGUCGCAUAUCCGCCACGACCCGUACCCGGCAGCGUGGCAGACCUCGACAUCGUCAUGGACCACUGCGAUUUCUCGCAACAGAAGUACGUUCGCGAUUGCUUGGAAGUUCUCCGGCUUGGCGCUGGGUUGGAUAACGGCAACCGUGUACGGAGAGGGAAGAUGAACGAGUGGAAAUACAUCUACUCUGAAAUCGGCGACGUGCAGGACGUGUCUGCCGUCGCCGCCGCCUCACUACGGGAUAACGACGGCGUUUCCACCGGCAUCGUUUCCACGGACCCCAAUCACGGCCUGCCCAAGAAGCCGCGCGUAGACUACGAGCCGCAUCUGUCACUGCCCACUCCACGCACGCACACGCCCUACCACGCCCUCCCGUCGACAUGCGACCCUGAAAACCCUCGCAUAUUCCACAUGUUCUGGGCAGGACCUGUCACGGACAAGCCGUAUCUUGCGAUGCUCUCGUUCUUGUUUACGCAGAACUUGCGCCUCAAUGUGCACGAGGACGCGCCUGACGCAUCUGUCUGCCGCCCGCAAUUCUGGAUGUGGAUUAAUCCCGGACCUGCCGCGUCUGUCCCCAAUCCCAGUGCCGUACACGACCUGUUCGAAGGCUUGAAGGUCAGCCCGUGGGCGUCGCCGUUCUUGCACCCGCGCUUCAAGGACGUAAUCAAAUUCAAACUAUGGAACACGACGGAACAGCUUGACGGUAUACCAGAACUCAAAGACGAAUGGCGCGCAUUGCCACUCUUCAACUCGGGCGGUCAUGUCGUGCAGGUACCGGAGAAGGUUGAGGAGCCUGAGAGCGAAGGCACCGAAAAGAAAGAGGACGACAUGAUCAACCGCCUAGGCUCCAAAUCAGCCAGCACUUAUGACCGUCUAUCCGUCACGCUUUCGGAUAUGGCGCGAUUCGUGCUCUGCCAUCGCUUUGGCGGCAUCUAUCUCGACGCCGACACGAUCUUCCUGCGCGACUGGGAGGAGCUCUGGGGCUGGAAGGGCGCGUUCGCGUAUCGCUGGUCACGCAUGGAGAAGUACAAUACGGCCGUCCUGCGUAUGAACCGCAACUCCGCCCUCGGCACCUUCCUCUUCCGUACCGCGCUGAAGAACGGACUUGACUUCCACCCGAUGUCCGUCAGCAAAUACACCAAGGACGCAGCAGUCGAAGGACUUCUGCUCCGUCUGCCCGACGCUCUCUUCGACUCGGCAUGGUUGAACACGGAAGACUUCCAGCGCAACAGGCCACCGCAGCCGUACCUGCUUGAGUUCGCGGACUUUUUCAAUACGCCUACGCAGGUCAGCUCGCAGCCGCAGGCUCUUGGCUUCGAGGGCUUCUACCGUGGCGCAUAUUCAUACCACUUCCACAACUUCUGGUGGGAACCUUUCGACCGCUCACGCAACUGGCCAGACCUUGGUCCCCGAUUCAUGGAGGGCGAGCGCCGUGCACGGCUUGGCGCAGAGGGCAUGAACUCGACAAUCGAGCUCCCUGAGGACUUUGUCAAGGACGACAAGCGCGACCUGGACUGGGCAACAGUGCUUAAGCGCACAUUCGAGUCGUACAUCCGUGGCGAGCGUCCAAACAUGUACGGCGAGUGGCUCGACUGGUAG